UUGGAACUGCAUCGCGACAUAGGCGGCCUGCAGCAAUUGCGCCAUUCAACAUGACAACCCCAAAAAUCAAUGUAGCCAUCGUACCAGGCAACGGCAGUGGCGACAUCACCGAGGACUGCAACUACUACGCCUGGCUGCGAGACCAGCUGAGCGCGCGCUUCAGCGGGCAGGCUGUGUCCGUGCACUUGAAGAACAUGCCAGAUCCAGUGCGGGCAUCCCAGUCUAAGUGGCUCCCUUUCAUGGAGUCGCAGCUCCACUGCGAUGAGCGGAGCAUCAUAGUGGGCCACAGCAGCGGCGCGGCGGCGGCCAUGCGCUACGCUGAGACGCACAAAGUGGGCGGCAUCGUACUGGUGGGCGCAUACACGAGCGACAUGGGUGAUGCCAACGAGCGGGCGUCGGGAUACUUCAACCGGCCCUGGCUGUGGGAUGACAUCAAGGCCAACUGUGGCUUCAUCAUCCAGUUCGCCUCACGCGACGACCCCUUCCUGCCCUGGGAUGAACAGCAGCAGGUGGCCCGCGGCCUGGGUGCGGAAUUGCACGCCUUCAAUGACCGGGGCCACUUCCAAGACGAAGAGCAGCCUGAAAUGCUGGAGGUGGUGGAGCAGCGCAUCCGGGCGGCGCUGUCAGGCGCCAGCAGAAGCUAGACGUGGACAGUAGACCUCCCACAUAGCAACCGCGCCUUCAAGGCUUAACGUGCAUGCUGCGUGUACCCGAGUACUGGGCAGAUAGAAGAUGACAUGCCUCAUGGGGCGAGGCAAAGAUGCCGCCGUGGGUUCAGGAUUGUAUGGCUCGACGGUGCUUGUUUGGCUCGGCAUGCGCCCUGGAGAUAACUACGUACAGCAUUCUUGAACUGGGCGGAGUGGGUGCUGUACCAAUGCAGCAUGCACCAUAGGUAUACGCUUCUGUUGAUGUUAGGUCCUGGCGUUGCGUGUGAGCGUGCUCUGUCUGUAAGCUCAUGCUCAAUUAUGUAACCUCACUACCGUACGUGGCGCUGCAAUGAUGUGGUGGCAAAACUGCACGUGAGUGGCCUAGGUCGUGCUGCGUCGUGUGGUCGGGGACAAUUGUUGCACGGGCAGCUAACACUACCACUACACGUUCAGUGUCGGAGUGUCCUAUCAUAGGGUGCGACACCUUGCAUGCUACACAUCGAAGCGCAUUUCAAUCGAAACGGGCCUUGAGACAAUCUGCGCUUGUCGGGCCGCACAUGGUGCACCCCUGUGACGGAAUGCAUGUCCUC
This is a messenger RNA of Chlamydomonas reinhardtii, 1237 nucleotides long. RefSeq lists its product as uncharacterized. Gene Ontology annotation, molecular function: hydrolase activity. The record is from RefSeq and is a predicted model, not a curated record. NCBI's taxonomy places the organism in Eukaryota, Viridiplantae, Chlorophyta, Chlorophyceae, Chlamydomonadales, Chlamydomonadaceae. The transcript has 7 exons. The coding region runs from base 51 to 644 and encodes 197 amino acids.